Molecule: messenger RNA, 1192 nt
Organism: Choloepus didactylus (southern two-toed sloth)
Lineage: Eukaryota; Metazoa; Chordata; Mammalia; Pilosa; Megalonychidae
Gene: HEMK2
Product: N-6 adenine-specific DNA methyltransferase 1
Exons: 6
Coding region: 16-660 (214 amino acids)
Biological process (GO): methylation
Cellular component (GO): eRF1 methyltransferase complex
Molecular function (GO): S-adenosylmethionine-dependent methyltransferase activity; protein methyltransferase activity; nucleic acid binding
Source: RefSeq, a predicted model, not a curated record
UCCAAGAGAAGGAAGAUGGCGGCGCUGAGCUUUCCUACGCCUCUGUACGGGCACGUGGGGCGCGGAGUCUUCAGCGAAGUGUACGAGCCUGCGGAGGACACGUUCCUGCUGCUGGACGCGCUCGAGGCAGCGGCGGCGGAGCUCGCGGGAGUGGAAAUAUGCCUUGAAGUAGGGUCAGGGUCUGGCGUGGUAUCUGUAUUCCUAGCCUCAAUGAUAGGUCCUCAGGCAUUGUACAUGUGCACCGAUAUCAACCCUAAUGCAGCAGCUUGUACCCUGGAGACAGCACGCUGUAACAAAGUCCACAUUCAACCAGUAAUUACAGAUUUGGUCAAAGGGUUGCUACCAAGGUUGAAGGAAAAAGUCGACCUUCUGGUGUUUAAUCCCCCCUACGCAGUGACUCCACCUGAAGAGGUGGGAAGUCACGGAAUAGAGGCAGCUUGGGCUGGUGGCAGAAAUGGUCGGGAAGUCAUGGACAGAUUCUUUCCACUGGCUUCAGAUCUACUUUCACCAAGAGGAUUAUUCUAUUUAGUUACAGUUAAAGAAAACAACCCAGAGGAAAUUUUGAAAACAAUGAAGAACAAAGGUCUACAAGGCACCACUGUACUUUCCAGACAAGCAGGCCGAGAAAUUCUUUCAGUCCUUAAGUUCACCAAAUCCUGAUACACAAGGUGUGCUGAUAGCUACUGAAAACUGAAUGCAUCCAGCAUAUUUUUAGACUGGUCAUCCCUUGGUUUGCAUGGAAAAUUAUUUGAAAUUUGUUGUACAGAAAAAGGUGGAAGGGUGGUGGCAUUCCCUUUCACCCAGGAAUUAGGCCUUUGGAAAUAUUUGUACAAGUAAAUAUGUAUAUUAUAUGUAAAAGUUGCAUUUAUAUUAAAUGAGUACAGUAUACUCCUGUUACUGAACUUACAGCCAUUUAAAACCAGUGAGUAAAUUGCAGAACAGUAUUAUACUAUAUGUAUAUUUUUGAAAAACUGACAGAUAGAGGGUAUGUUUGUAUGUAUAUAUUAGGUCUCAGAAGAUAAACAGUAACAGGUGGGAAUGGAGGAACUUUCACUCUGUACAUUGGCAUUUGUACAAUGAUGAUGUAAUAUUUUUAUAAUUUAAAAGUUUUCAUUUAAAAAAUUUUUAAUUUACUCUUUUUGUCUCCAUUCUAUUUCUAAUAUUUAGAAUUCCUUCUGCCUCCUGUCUUUUU